CUGGCCUGGCCUGGCCCACCCCGAGGAUGGACCCCAGACACCCUGCUGCUGUUGACCCUGCUGCUGGAGACCCUGCUGAUGGUGAACCCACUAGUGACCCUGCUGGUGGUGACCCCACUGUUGGAGACCCUGCUGGUGGUGACCCCACUGCUGGUGACCCUGCUGCUGGUGACUCUGCUGGUGAUGAGUGCUAUUCUGUGGGCCAAGACAUGUUUGUGCUCCUGCAGACCCUGCAGAUGCUGUGGUCCAAUCGGGAGCUGCAGCAGCUCAAAGAGGAAGCCUGGAGGGGAUUUGCUGCCCUGGACGACCCGCGAGCUAGACUCCUGGAUCUGCUGGACAGUGGCAGGGGCUGGCGGUGGAAGGGCCCCUCCCUGGAGGCCUGGGUCACCUGUGAGCUGCAGCGCUGGCUGCAGGCACAGCCUCCCCCGGGGCCCUCGCAGGGCAGCCUGGAGCUGAAGCAGCUGCAGGCCCGUGCGGUCAGGGUCCUGACCGAGAGUCCCCCCAGUCUUGUGGAGCCGCUGGUCAGCAUCUUCCAGCUGCAGGACACAGACCGAAGCCCCCUGCUGGCCCACGUCAACCGGCUCCACCAGGAGGGCAAGUUCAAGGAAGCUGUCACACUGGGUACGAAGCUGCGGCUCCAGCCAGAGCUGGACGUUGAAAAGAUGAGCACCCCGCUGCUCCUCCAGGACAAGGUGAACCUCGUGGAGCGUUACGUGGAUGGCUUCCCAGGCCUGCAGAGGCGGCUGCUGGCCCUCAUGGACUCCUGGUGCCAGCCCGGCUUCGACAUCAGAGUUGUCGCCAGACAGUACCCGCAGGUGACCUCCCUGAGGCUGGAGAAGCUGAGCCCCCGAGUGCUGGCGCGGCAGGUCCUGCGCCUGCGGGAGCGCUACCGCCUGGACCCAGCAUCCUGCCCCAAUGUGGUCGGCCGGCAGCACCUGGCCGCCCUGAGGUACCUGUGCUACAAGCGGCUGGUGGAGGGAAGCAUGUCUCAGGAGAGCUGGGCCGACCACGUGCGGGGCCUGGUGGGGCCUAGCGAGUGGCUACAGGAGCAGCUGCUGCGGUUGCUGGCCUCUCACAGCAACGUGGCCACGUUCGCCCGGUGUGCCCUGGACCUCUCGCUGCCCGAGGAGCGGCUGCCGGCCACGGUGGCCGCAGAGCUCAGCCGACUCAGGCUCCAGGAGAGGAUGGCCGAGGUGCCCCUCGAGGACACGAAGGACCGUUAUUACCAGCUGCCCAUCGCCAGGGAGAACGUCCACUUCCUGGCCUCGUGGGCGGACCUGGCCAGGCACCAGGAGGAGCUCCUGCAGCCCGGCCAGGUGGUCGGCGUGGACCUGGAGUGGAGGCCCUCCUUCAGCGCAGGGGACCGACCCCAAGCGUCACUCAUGCAGGUGGCCGUGGAGGGCCGCGUGUUCCUGCUGGACCUGCCCGCGCUCUCACAGCCGGCAGACGGGCAGGCGGCCCAGGCGUUCUCAAGGCUGGUGUCCCAGCUGCUCUCCGACCCAUCCAUCACCAAGCUGGGUUAUGGGAUGGCAGGGGACCUGAAGAGCCUGGGGGCCUCCUGCCCCGCCCUGGCCCACGUUCAGAAGCAACUGCAGGGAGGCCUGGACCUGCUGCAGGUGCACAGGCAGAUUCGGGUGGCCAACGUGCCUGCCCCGGGCGUGGAAGGGGCUCGGGAGCCACGGGGCCUCAGCCUCCUGGUGCAGCAGGUGCUGGGCAAGCCCCUGGACAAGACCCAGCAGCUCUCCAACUGGGACCGGCGGCCCCUGGCUGAGGGGCAGCUGCUGUACGCAGCUGCCGAUGUCUACUGCCUGCUGGAGGUGUACUGGGCGCUGUGCAGAGAGCCCGCCCGCUUCCGCCUGUCGCAGGACCUGGCCAGGAGCCCGAGGCCAGGACACAGCCAGAGAUCUGGGGCUCCAGGGCCACCCAGCCCACAGGAGGCCUCGGCCCCGGCCCCACAGGUGCCUGUCGCCACAGGCGGGGACGCGGCCCCCGCGGUCGCAGCCAGGGCCUUCCGGGUGGUGUGUGACAACAUGCUCCAGGGGCUGGCUCGCAGCCUCCGCUGUGUGGGCGCCGACGUGAUCGUCCUGGGCAGCGGCGAGGACCACCGCCGAGCGGCCGAGGUCGCCAGGCAGGAGGGAAGGAUCAUCCUGACGUCGGGGCUGCCGUAUCACAAGCUCCGGGCGCAGGUCGGGGCUGGGCGCUGCCUCUGGGUGGACUGCUCCCUCAAGGCCCCGCAGCAGGCGAAGGCUGUGCUCAGACAUUUCAACGUGCGUGUCACCCAUGCGGACAUCUUCAGCCGCUGCCAGGCCUGCAACUGUGACCAGUACCUGAAGGUUUCCAAGGACCUGAUGAGGCAGCUUGUGCGGCUCAGCAGCCGCCAGGAAGACCCCAGCAGCACAGGUGACGAGACCCAGAGCGAGGAUCCACAGGAGCCAGGCUCAGCCCCAGAGGUGAUGCCUGGGGGCUACACCUAUGACCCCCCUUGCCGCUGGCUGGAGAUGGCAGACCUGCAGGCCAGUGUCCCGGCCACGCUGGGCAAUGGCACCCGGCUGCAGCUGGCGGGGGUCCCGGCGGGCGUGCUACGACGGCCAGGGCUGAAACACUUCUUCUGCUGCGAGGGCUGCGGCAAGGUCUUCUGGGAGGGCUCCCAUCUGGGCCGCGUCACCUCGCAAUUCCACGAGGUCCUGGACGGUGCCCCCGGCUCCCACGAGCCCAGCCCAGCCCCCACCCCCUCCUGAGGGUGCCCUAGGCCCUACUGGCCUGCACUGUGACAAUAAAAGUGGGAAAGGCCCCACCUGCAUGGGCUGGGGCUGUGUAUCAUU
Molecule: messenger RNA, 2822 nt
Organism: Miniopterus natalensis
Lineage: Eukaryota; Metazoa; Chordata; Mammalia; Chiroptera; Miniopteridae
Source: RefSeq, a predicted model, not a curated record